GCUAGUUUUACCUCGUGUAUUACGCCCUAUAUUGGUGUAACUUUUUAUUUGCUGAAUUAUUAAAGCGAAAAUGGCAGAAGGUGGUAAAAAUAGCCCAAAAACAAAGACGCAGUCUAUCUUGUUAGAUUACGAUGUUGAAUGGAACCAAAAGUUGGGCACAGGAAUCAGUGGUCCAGUCAGGCCAUGCCGGAAGAAGAAAACAGGGAAGCGUUAUGCAUUAAAAUGCCUCCCAGAUACGCACAAGUCUCAGACAGAGGUGAACCUUCAUCUGAUGUGUAACGGCCACCCAAACAUUGUACAGGUCCAUGAUGUGUAUGCUAACGACAUACAGUUCCCUGGAGAGAAGCAGCCAAAGGCUUACUUGUUAAUGGUGAUGGAAAUGAUGGAGGGAGGUGAGCUAUUUGACCGCAUCAGUCGGGAACGUAGGUUCACGGAGAAUAAGGCGGCAAAGUUUUUCAGGAAGAUAGCAAUAGCAGUCCGCCAUUGUCACAGCCUCAAUGUAGCUCACAGGGACCUCAAACCUGAAAAUAUACUCCUCACUGACAACACAGAGGAUGCGGAGCUGAAGUUGUCUGACUUUGGUUUUGCCAAGAUUGACGACGGCAAUCUACAAACUCCAUACUUCACACCCUACUAUGUUGCACCUCAGGUUCUAGAAGCUCACAGACACCAAGCCAAGUUGAAAAAAGGCAUCAUUCCCACCUCAAUACCAUAUACAUAUGACAAGUCAUGUGACAUGUGGAGUCUUGGCGUGAUCCUGUACAUCAUGCUGUGUGGUUAUCCCCCCUUUUACUCGGAAACUCCGAGUCGACAGAUCACUGUGGAGAUGCGAAGGAAAAUUCUUUCUGGAGAGUAUGAUUUCCCAGAAGAUGAGUGGUGCCAUGUGUCUGACAGAGCGAAACAGGUCGUUAAAAGCUUGCUACAUGUAGACCCCUCAUACCGUCUCAACAUCGAGGAUGUCACCAAACUUUCCUGGUUGGAAGACGCCCCUGACACAGAACUGCAUUCACCCGCUGUCAUUGCUGAUAAGCAAAGUCUGGAGGAUAUAAACCUGGCUCACGCCCAGCAGUUGACCAUACUGAGAACCCCAGAAUGUCAGCUGACACUGAAACCCCUCAUAGAGUCCCACAAUCCCAUCCUCAGAAAGAGAAAAUAUAGACAAAGCAGCACCGAGGAGCCAAGCAGACCCGUCACCAAGGUUACGACCUGUGAGAUGACCUUGAGAUCACUUCGUAACAUCAUUGCUUACUGUAUUCUACCUCCUAAAGAUGAUGAUGAGAGUAAGUUAAACGACCUUAUCGUCAAGGCAACAGGGUUCCUGGGCUCCGUCCACAAAGAUCUGGUCGAUAUUCUCAACACUUGGGAGUGGGAUGGACAACGAUUUCAAACCAAGAUUGACAAGUCAAAACUAGCUCAGAAGUUGAGUGAUCUAGUCCAAGGGCUGAACGGACUUGGUUUACAGCACCAGCCCAGCAAUGAGGAGGAAAAUGGAAUGGAAAAUGGAACUUAACAGUAGAAAUGAGAUUUAUUUUGUUUUCAACAAAAGAAAAGGUGCUCAUACAUUGUCAUUUAAAAUCAUUUGAAAUUAUUUGAAACAUUCCCAUUGAUAUGACCUUUGUGUGCAUUGUUUUUAUUUCUUUGUCUGAACUCUUGUAAUAUGCAAACAUGUAUACAGUAUUUAUAGGUGUAUUUUAACUUGUUCUAUUUAUUUCAUUUUCUAUGUCUUCUUGAUAAGCCCUGUUUUCGUAACCUUGAAAAGGUAUGUUACUUUCUUUGAAUAUGACAAUGAACUAUUAUUGUGCAAUUUGUUGGAGAAUCAUAUUUAUUCAUAUUUUUUUAUGCAUACAUUAUUUUAUAAGUGAACAGGUACAAUGGUCAUAAAAUGAGAGCGUUUUUAGCUCAACUAUUUGAAGAAUAUGGAGAGCUUUUCAACUGACCCUAGUUUUAUUGUCACUGCUUGGUUAAGGUUUUGCAUGUAAGCACUUUAUAGCCAUUAUCUCAACAAAUACAUCAUGUAUUGUAUUGAAACUUACAAUAUGUAUUCCCAAAUCCCAACUUUCAAACCUACAUAAUUAAUGAAGUAAGAUAACACUUAUUUGAAUUUAAUGCCAAUUAUUGGCCUUUAUUAUUUGACUUAGAAAUUCUGGUUUAGGUUUUGCAUGUAACCACAUUUAAGUCAAUAUCUCAGCAGAUACAACAGUGCCUGGCCAAUGGCAAUUCAUCAUUGAAUUAUUUGCCCUCCACUCUUGGCCAUAUAAGAGUUUGUGGAAGGUAUCAUUCUGAUUCUGGAACAGCGUUUAUACAUACCUACGGUGUCGAUGUGUUAUGAUCGUGUUCAUGGUUUGUCUAAAACACAUGUAUAAAUAUGGUCACUUAUGCAAUAAGAAAGAGCAUAAACACAUAUUUAAAGAUGAAGGUCAUCUCAGAAAAAGAAAAAAAUGUUACCCCUCACCCCCUUUAAAAAAAAAUUGGAUGAAAAUCUAGCAAUUAAUUUAUAUUGGCUUUAUUGUACAUGAUUGUAGUUUCCCUUUGAAAUGCAUAUAAAAAAAAUCAGAAUAUGUGUGUAUCAAGAGCAAGAAAAAAUAUUAUAUUUGCCAUGGACCUAAAUUGUAAAUUAAUUUAUUAAUAUAUGAUUUAUUGGAAGACUGUCACAGCUAAUAAAAGCUUUAUUUAUAUCCUUUCAUUCAAAAACAAUAAACACAUAAGGCCACAAUGAAUAUUUUGUUUGGUAUUUACUUACCCCCAUUUUAAGGGGUGGGUAGGUGGCAACUUAUGUGUUAUUUCUUUUCCUUCCUAAUCCCUUUAAUCAGGUUACUGUGAGUUGGUCAAUUGUGGCUUGGGUAGAAAUAUUUAUUUUUGAUAUCAUUUUAAAAUCAAGUCAACAUAUGUCAUAUCUGUUUUUGUUUUUUUUAUUCUGUGAUAUUUAUAGUUACGUCAGUUAGGCAUUUAAUGCACUUUUAUAUAUUUUCAUCUCUCUAUAAUAUAUAUUUAUAUGAUAUAUUAUUAAUUUGUAAUAAAAUUACUGCCCAAUA
This is a messenger RNA of Mya arenaria, 3032 nucleotides long. RefSeq names its product MAP kinase-activated protein kinase 5-like. Gene Ontology annotation, molecular function: calcium-dependent protein serine/threonine kinase activity; ATP binding; calmodulin binding. The coding region runs from base 71 to 1510 and encodes 479 amino acids. The transcript has 13 exons. NCBI's taxonomy places the organism in Eukaryota, Metazoa, Mollusca, Bivalvia, Myida, Myidae. The record is from RefSeq and is a predicted model, not a curated record. Gene Ontology annotation, cellular component: nucleus; cytoplasm. Gene Ontology annotation, biological process: protein autophosphorylation; negative regulation of TOR signaling; peptidyl-serine phosphorylation.